CCACGCACCCCCUCCUCCCCCGCCCCCCCCCACGCCCCGGCCGCCACCGCCGCCGCACCCGCCCCCGCCCGCCCCACCCGACGCCGCCCCCCCCGCCGCCCCGCCGCGCCCGCGCGCCACCGCCAAACGCCGCCACCGGACCGCCGCGCCGCCGACGCGCCGCGCCGCAGCACCACAGCCCACCCGCCACCGCGCCCGCACGCCGCGCGCCCCCAGCGCCACCCGCCGCCCCCACCAGCCACCGCCCCACGCGCGCCUCGCCCGCCGCCCGCCCCAGCCGCCACGCCGCCCCCGCCAGGCCGCCGCGGCGGCCAGCCGCCGCCCCACACGAGCGCACGGCGCACCCGCCCAGCCGCCGCCCGCCGGGCCCGCCGCGCCCCCGCCCCGCCGCCGCCCCCCCCAGCCCGCGCGCCGCCGACGCCCCGCCCCCAGCCCGACGCCGCGCCCCCAACGCGCCCGAACGCGCCUCAGCACAGAACGCCCCAGCGCCACCCGCCCACCCCGACUCGCCCCGCCCGCCGCCCUCGCCCGCCCCGCCCACACCCGCCACUCGCCCACCCCCCCGCCAGCCGCCGCCGACGGCGGCGCCGCCCGCCCGCCCCCAGCCGCGCCGCCCCCGCCCGCCACGCCCCACCCGGCUCCCGCGCCCCGCGACGCCACCGCCGCCCGACCGCCCCCGCCGCACCGACGCCCGCCGCCCGCCGCCCGCGCCCCCGCAACGCGCGCCGCGCCCACCGCGCCACCCCAGCGCCACCCCGCCCCGCCAGCCCGCCGCCAGCCCCAGCCGCCACGCCCGCGCCGCCCCACCCACGCCGCCCCGACACGCCCGCCGCUCCGCACGCGCCCGCACGCCGGCCGCGCGCAGCCCGACACGCCGCGCGGCGCCACGCCCGCCGCCCGCCCCGCCCACCCGCGCCCGGUACGCCCGCACUCCGCCCGCGCACCCCCCGCCGGCGCCGCCCGCGCGCGCCCACGAGCCCGCGCCAGCACGGGCCGCGCAGCCCACGCCGCCCCACCAACCACGCCCCGCCCACGCCAGCCAGCGCCGCACGCACGCCCGCGCCGCCGCCGCCCCGCCCCCACCGCGCGCGCCGCCCGCCACCGCGCGCCCGCCCGCCCCGCGCGCACGCCCGCCGGCCACGCCGCCCGCACGCCCGCCGCCGGCGCGCCCCAGACCCGCACAGCCGCCCGCCCCGCCAGCCCCGCCGACCCCGCCGCCGCCGCCCGCCCCGACCGCCCCGCAGCGCCGCCCGCGCCCAGCCACCGCGCCCACGGCCACGCGACGCGCUCCGCACGGCCCAGCCACGCCCAGCCGCCCCGCCCGCAGCCCGCGCGCACACGCCCGCCCACCAGCCACCGCCCACCCGACGACUCACCCGCCACCCCCGCCACGCCAGACGCCCAGCCCCCGCGGCCCACCGCCCGCCCACCCGCUCUGGGCGCGCGCCCGCACGGCGCCGCACGCCGGCCAGCCCACGCACAGCCGUUCCCGCCCGCCAGCACGCCCCGCCCGCCGCGCCCCGCCGGCGCCCGCCGCACGCCCGCCGCGCCACACCGCCGGCCCGCCCCCGCGCGCCCGCGCCACCCAGCACACCCCGCAGGCCCCGCGCCGCCCCCCACCAGCCAGUCGACGCGAGCGGCCCGCACCCGCGCAGCCUGAACGCACCGACCCGACCCGCCAGCCCGCACGCGGCCCCGCCCCGCGCCACAUCCCCCCCCUUGGGGGCAACAUGGCAUGA
Molecule: messenger RNA, 1739 nt
Organism: Chelonoidis abingdonii (Abingdon island giant tortoise)
Lineage: Eukaryota; Metazoa; Chordata; Testudines; Testudinidae
Source: RefSeq, a predicted model, not a curated record